AUGGUCCGUAGUGAAGGUGAUCACUCUGUGUUUUAUCGUCACUCUGCCCAAGGGUGUAUCUAUCUUAUUGUAUAUGUGGAUGAUAUUGUGAUAACUGGCAGUGAUCAUCAAGGAAUACUCCAGUUGAGACAACAUCUCUCGAAUCAAUUUCAAACAAAAGAUCUUGGUAAACUCCGCUAUUUCUUGAGAAUUAAGGUGGCCCAAUCUAAAGAUGGCUUGGUGAUAUCCCAGCGGGAAUAUGCUAUGGAUAUUUUGCAAGAAACAGGGUUGUUGAACGCUAAACCAGCUGAUACUCCUAUGGAUCCAAGUGUCAAAUUGCUACCCAAUCAGGGGGAGCCUCUAUCUGAUCCAGGAAGGUAUAGAAGAUUGGUUGGAAAGUUGAAUUAUCUCACAGUCACUCGUCCGGACAUCUCUUUUGCAGUUAGUGUGGUAAGCCAGUUCUUAAAUUCUCCUUUCCAAGAACACAUGGAUGCUGUUGUCCGGGUUCUGAGAUACAUCAAGUGUGCUCCAGGAAAAGGUCUCGUGUAUGAAGAUAAAGCACAUACUCAGAUAGUUGGAUACUCUGAUGCUGAUUGUGCAGGGUCACCCAUUGAUAGACGAUCCACUUCUGGGUAUUGUGUACUUGUUGGAGGAAACCUUAUAUCUUGGAAAAGUAAGAAACAAAAUGUAGUUGCAAGAUCAAGUGCCGUGGCAGAGUAUAGGGCCAUGGCAAUGGCAACAUGCGAACUCAUUUGGUUAAAACAGUUACUCAAAGAACUUCAAAUUGAAGAAUCAAUGACACUUAUUUGUGAUAAUCAAGCUGCAUUGCACAUUGCUUUAAAUCCAGUCUUUCAUGAAAGAACCAAACAUAUUGAGAUAGACUGUCACUUUGUCAGAGAGAAGAUUGAAUCAGGCGAAAUUGUUACAAGUUUUGUCAACUCCAAUGAUCAAUUAGCAGAUGUGUUUACAAAAUCCCUACGAAGUCCCAGAACUAAUUAUAUAUGUGGCAAGCUUGAUGCAUUUGACUUAUAUGCUCAAGCUUGA
This is a messenger RNA of Vicia villosa (hairy vetch), 1023 nucleotides long. RefSeq lists its product as uncharacterized. The record is from RefSeq and is a predicted model, not a curated record. Lineage: Eukaryota; Viridiplantae; Streptophyta; Magnoliopsida; Fabales; Fabaceae. The transcript has a single exon. The coding region runs from base 1 to 1023 and encodes 340 amino acids.